Molecule: messenger RNA, 2002 nt
Organism: Neurospora tetraspora
Lineage: Eukaryota; Fungi; Ascomycota; Sordariomycetes; Sordariales; Sordariaceae
Product: SGNH hydrolase-type esterase domain-containing protein
Exons: 2
Coding region: 319-1647 (442 amino acids)
Source: RefSeq, a predicted model, not a curated record
UUUCUCUCCAGUCAACCGAAGAACAUGGCUCGCUAGCCAUCGCCCAGUGAUGGUAGAACUAGGAAUACGCCAUUUAGCCUAAUAUCUCACCGUGAUACCUUGGGAUAUCUCAUCCCGGGUUCCCGGAAUGGAUUCUCUUAUCGACCGACCACGGACAGUUACACCAUCGUCAUGUUCCUGCAUAGGUUAAUAUCAAUAUAUAACCCAUCCGCCCUGGAUGGAUGACAGCCAAUAUGGGAAGAGUAGGCUGAUCCCUCGACGAGGUUGUGCUUUGCUGUUUCUGAACAAUAGCAACGUUCAAGAGUUGUCCUCGCCGCCAUGUUCGGUUCAUCGUCCACAGGCUUCGGCCUGAAGAAUCUCCUCACUGGAGCGUUGAUCUUGUGCUCCUCUUCCUCCGUUUCUGCGAAGAGCUCGAAUCAAUGGCUCGAUAUCUGGGGCUCCAUGCCACAGCUCGUUGAGCCAGGGAACCUCCCUCCCGCUCCUUAUAACGGCGGAGACGCGGUCUUCAAAAACGCCACCUUGCGCCAGACAGUCUACAUCACCCAAGAUGCCUCGACCAUCCGGCUGAGCUUCAGCAACGCCUUCGGCGGUUCUGAUCUGCCCAUCACCGCAGCCACCGUCGCUCUGCCCGCAUCCGGAACAGGGGCCGGCUCCAGCGCCAUCAAGCCCGGGUCCGUCAAAACCGUCACCUUCUCAGGAGGCCGGCCCGACUUCCUCGUCCCCAACGGCGCCCUGGUUGUCUCGGACCCCAUCAAGAUCCAAGUCAAGGCCCAGUCCGUCCUGACCGUCACGCUCUACUUCGCUACCGGCCAGACCGGCCAGUCCAUCACCGGACACCCGGGUAGCCGCACAACCAGCUGGCUUGCGCCGGGCAACCUCGUUUCGGCCGCCGACCUGUCGUCCUCCGCAGCCGGAGUAGCAAGCACUGACCACUGGUACUUCCUCUCCUCCAUCGAGGCCUACCAGCCCGAGCGUGCCUCCGCCCUCUACAUCGUCGGCGACUCCAUCACCGACGGCCGCGGCUCCACCACCAACGCCAAUAACCGCUGGCCCGACCAGCUUCUCGCUCGCCUGCAAAAAGCCGGUCGCUCGUUGUCUUCCAUCUCAGUCAUCAACCAAGCCGCCGGCGGCAACCGCGUCCUGGCCGACGGUCUCGGCCCCAACGCCCUCGGCCGCAUCGAGCGCGACGUUCUCGCCCGCCCUGGCAACGGGGUGCGCUACACACUGAUCUUCGAAGGCGUCAACGACAUCGGCACCGCCUCGCUUGACCAGGUCUCCCAACAAUCCGUCGGCGACCGACUGAUCUCUGCCUACGAGCAGAUGAUUACGCGCUUACACUCUCGCGGAAUCGCGGCGUUCGGGGCGACUAUCACACCUAUGAGUGGGCCCGGGCAGGCGUAUGGUGAGCCGGAGAGGGAGAAGACGAGACAGAGGGUUAAUGAGUGGAUUCGAAGGAGUGGACGGUUUGAUGCGGUGGUGGACUUUGAUAGAGCUGUGAGAGACCAAAAGAAUGGGACGAUGCUGGAUAAGAGGUGGGAUAGUGGGGAUUAUUUGCAUUUGAAUCCGGAGGGGUAUCGGGUGAUGGCGGAGGCGGUGGAUUUGAGGAUUUUUGAGAGGUUUGCGGAAGGGGUGGAGGUGUAUUUGUAGAGGAGUGGAUGAGUAGUGGUGUUGGUAGUCGAAGAGUCCUUAAGUUGGGUAGUCGGAGAGGUUUAUGAAUCGGAUAAGUUCGUCUUAUGUCUUCGUCAUCAUUGCGUCGGUCGACUGGGUUGGAGAACCCCCAUCGAGGCCGCCAAUUAGGGUUUCUUGUGAGUGAUAUGGUGUCCUUGUUGUAUAUCAGCCUCCUUCUUGACGUGGUUCCCAUUUUUAUCUUCUUUUGGUCGGAGUGCGAUCGUGAAGGUGAGUGUGAAUGUCGUCGAUGUCGUGAAACUCUUGAGUGAUUUAAAGCACCACGAGGAGGGUUCCAGGCCGAAGUUCAAAGACCGAAAAAGAGCUUAAAUCAAAA